CAUGACUCAAGGGAUCCUAAAAUCCAGACAAAUUCUUGAAGCAAAUACCCUCUUCAAAUGGCCACACCGAUGGCCUCGCCAAUUUUCACUCCCACACUUUUCUUUUCAUCACCCAGUACCACCAAAUCAACCAUCUAUGCCCUUUCUUCUUCUUCUUCAAUUCCACUCCCAAAAGGCCCCGGUUUUCACUUCUCUACUUUGGUUCCUCAACCGGGUCUUGGUCCUUUCUCCUCCUGGAAUGGUCUAAGGCAUCUGGGUAUCUCUGUUAAACAAAAAUCUCUCAAAAUAGGAAGAAAAGGAAGGUGCAAAGGGAAAGUUGUUUAUGCAUCUCUGUUUGGGGUUGGGGCUCCUGAGGCUCUGGUUAUUGGAGUGGUAGCUUUGUUGGUUUUUGGUCCCAAAGGUCUUGCUGAGGUUGCUCGGAAUUUGGGAAAGACUUUGCGUGAAUUUCAGCCCACAAUUAAAGAGCUUCAAGAAGUCUCAAAGGAAUUUAAGAGCACCCUUGAAAAGGAGAUUGGUUUUGAUGAGAUUUCAAGUUCAAUACAAGAUACAUACAGGCCCAGAACAACUAACCCUACCACCUCAACCCCUUCAUCAAAUGCUGGCAUUGAGGAUUCUGGGAAUGUGGUUGACCCUAAUGGUGCACCAUCCCUGAAUAAAGCAUACUCUAGUGAGGAGUACUUAAAGAUCACCGAAGAGCAGCUGAAAGCAUCUGCAGCCCAACAGCAGUCACAAACACCCCCUCCAGGAGAAAGCCAGUUGGAACCUCAAACUGAGCCUCUAGGUGCUGUUCAAGAAGGUGCUACUGCAAUUCCUCCAUCCAAGAACCCAAAAAGUGAGACCUGAAACCUCAUAAGUAAGUCUUUUCAAAAUUUCAAAACCAGUUGAGAAUCAGUCAACAUGAAGAGUUAGAUUCGCCGUUUCUGUUCUUCACUGCAGAAAAACUUCGACUCAACAUCAUCAUCUUCCCUGCUUGAUUGGCAAAGGAUGGAAUAUUCCGGUUGGGCAUGGCUUCCAGAUGAUCUCCUAGAACCCAUACUAAACAAUUUAGCCUCCAUAGUUGACUCUAUCAGGUUCGGUGCAGUCUGCACUCCAUGGCAUAGCCUUGCAGUAAAGAGCUUCCAGCGCCUCCCUGUCAAUCAAAGGCCACAUCUUCAACCCCCACCACUCCCAUGGCUGAUGGUUCUCAGCAAACCCAACAGCAAAGACAGCCGCAGUUUCUACAGCAUCACCCACCAAAAGCUUUCCAAAUUCCACCUCCCGGUCCCUCCCGAUACAAGGUAUUGCGGGUCUUCCCAUGGCUGGCUGAUCACUACAGACGAAACCAAUGCAGUAAGCCUCCUCCACCCAUUCUCAAGACAAGUCAUUCGUCUCCCUCCUCUCACAAGAUUGAAGAUUCCACAAAGAACUGUUUAUGGCUUCGAGUACCACCUCCAUAAGGGCGUCCUGUCUGCAAACCCGACUUCAAACCCUGAUGAUUUUGUGUUGAUGGUCAUAUACGGGCACGACAAGGGGUUAGCCUUCAUAAAAUCAGGUGAUCAGAACUGGGCUUACAUAGAUUCCAUGGUGAUGAAAGAUGACGUCCUGGACUCUCCAUACUUUCUUGACCUGUCAUUAUUCGGGUUCGAAGAUGUUAUAUACCAAGAAAGAGAGCUCCAGUUCUAUGCCUUGUCCUAUGACAGUCAGGUUCUGGCCAUUAAAACCAGUGGCAUAGGGAAUAUGGUUAAAGUUGUUCCUCCUUAUAAUUUUGGUUUUGUGCCUGCCUUCAAGCUAUAUCUUGUAGAAUCCCCCGAGGGAAGAGAUUUAUGGCAAAUUGAGAAGGUAUCAUUCUAUGAUAAAAGUAGUGGGUUCAAGGUUUUUGUGAUGGUAGAUCGGGAAACAAAGCCGGAGUGGGUUGAGGUGAAUAGCCUCGGAGAUGUUGCCUUGUUCCUGGGAGACAACGACUCCAUUGCUGUCACAGCUUCUCGGUUCAGUGGUUGCAGACCCAGCUGUAUAUAUGUUGCUUCUACUGAUGACACCUUGGAGAUGAACAUGGAGGAUGAGAGGGAAAGCUUUAGAUACCGGUACAAAUUGUGUGAGUUCAAUGUGGAGACUGGGAGCUAUGCAGAAAAGUGGGUACUGGAUAAUUUGGAUCCUUCGCUCGGUCUCAUCCCAUCCCCUGUUUGGAUUGAAUGUCUGCCAAUAUUCAAUUGAGAGGUGAAUUUGACACUUUGGUUCUA
Messenger RNA from Vitis riparia (riverbank grape), 2216 nucleotides. RefSeq names its product sec-independent protein translocase protein TATB, chloroplastic. NCBI's taxonomy places the organism in Eukaryota, Viridiplantae, Streptophyta, Magnoliopsida, Vitales, Vitaceae. The transcript has 7 exons. Gene Ontology annotation, biological process: protein transport by the Tat complex. The record is from RefSeq and is a predicted model, not a curated record. Bases 58 to 843 code for a protein of 261 amino acids. Gene Ontology annotation, cellular component: membrane.